Plasmodium gonderi is the source of this 393-nucleotide messenger RNA. RefSeq lists its product as hypothetical. The record is from RefSeq and is a predicted model, not a curated record. The annotation marks the transcript as partial. Lineage: Eukaryota; Apicomplexa; Aconoidasida; Haemosporida; Plasmodiidae. The transcript has a single exon.
AUGACAUUAGCUCCUGACGAAGUAUAUUCCCCUGCACAUCGAUGGCUUGAACUGCAUGGACAAAAAAAUAAUGGUGUAAGAUUUUUUCCACAAAAUAAUGAAGGUAUUUUUUAUUUUUUAAAUCCUUAUAGUGGAUGUAGUAAUACAACAACUCCAAAGGGUGUUUUAGAUGUUCCCCAUGGUGAUGGUUGCGAUGAAGAAGAAAAAGAAGAAAGGGAACUUAAUUCACAUAGUGGGGGUGGUUUACAUAGUGAUAGUGGUUCAGAAGGAGGAAUUGUCAUUAAAGGAGGUACAGUAAAUAUAACACCUACAGAAUACCCCCUAAAAAUAUAUUUAAUAACUAUUACAAUCAUAGUGGGAGCAAUUCUUUUACUUUCCCUUCUAGCUAAAGUA